AUGUAAGAAUUAGGUGAUAUUGAAUAAUAAGUUCAGAAAAAAAUCAAACCUAAUGAAAUUCCAAAACCACUUGAGUUUACAAUAUUAGCAACCCAUAAUUGUGCAAGGUACUAAUUAUAUUUAACACACAAAGGGCAUCAAUAAUGAGACUUCCUCAUGGAGAAGUGAAAACUCCAGUUUAUAUGCCUGUAGGAACAAAAGGGGCAAUGAAAGGAGUGACCUAUUAAGAGAUGGAUGAUUUGGGAUGCAAAUUAUUGUUAGCAAAUACUUAUCAUUUGGCAUAUAAACCUGGAGGUGAUUUAUUAGAAAAAGUUGGAGGUUUACAUAAAUUUGUGAAUUGGAAACAUAAUAUAUUAACAGAUAGUGGUGGAUUUUAGAUGGUUUCAUUGUCAUAACUUAGUGAAGUCACUGAAGAAGGAGUCACAUUUGAAUCUCCAUAUGAUAAAACAAUAAUGCAUUUAAGACCAGAAGAUUCAAUCCAUACAUAAAAUUAAAUAGGAGCUGAUAUAAUUAUGGCUUUAGAUGAUGUUGUUAGAACAACAACUGUUGGUCCUCGUAUGUAAGAAGCAAGUGAAAGAACAACUAGAUGGUUGGAUAGAGAUAUUGCAGCUCAUAAAAGAAAAAAUGAUUAAAAUUUAUUUCCUAUUGUAUAAGGAGGAAUUGAUCCAAAAUUAAGAGAAUAAUCAUUGAAUGAUUUAAUUUAGAGAGAAGCUAAUGGAUAUGCAAUAGGAGGAUUAGCUGGUGGAGAAGAUAAAGUAUAUUAAUUUAAUUUAUUAAGAUUGACUUUUGGAAAACAGUGGCAUAAUGUACAGCUAAAUUACCUAUAAAUAAACCUCGUUAUUUAAUGGGUGUUGGAUAUCCAGUUGAUGUUGUUGUAUGUUCUUGUUUAGGUGUUGAUAUGUUUGAUUGUGUUUUUUCUACAAGAACAGCUAGAUUUGGUACUGCAUUUACAGAUAAUGGAUUUCUUAAACUUAAAAAUAAAGAAGCAGCUAAUGUAUUUGAACCAAUUUAGAAAGGAUGUUAAUGUUAAACUUGUAAAUCUUAUACUUAAUCAUAUUUACAUUAUUUGAUUGCAAGAGAAGAAGUUGCUUGUCAUCUUAUAUCUAUUCAUAAUCUGAAUUAUUUAAUAUAAUUGAUGCUUAAUUUAAGAUAAUCAAUUAUUGAUGGUAAUUUAAUUGAAUUUAUAAAUGGAUUUCUUAAGAAAUGGUAUAAAACAGAAGGAUCAAUACCAUAAUGGAUUGUUGAAGCUUUAGAAUAUGCAAAAAUACCAGUAGAAUAGUUUUGA
Molecule: messenger RNA, 1285 nt
Organism: Paramecium pentaurelia
Lineage: Eukaryota; Ciliophora; Oligohymenophorea; Peniculida; Parameciidae
Source: the annotation of a GenBank genome assembly